This is a messenger RNA of Hibiscus syriacus, 1086 nucleotides long. RefSeq lists its product as uncharacterized. NCBI's taxonomy places the organism in Eukaryota, Viridiplantae, Streptophyta, Magnoliopsida, Malvales, Malvaceae. The transcript has 3 exons. The coding region runs from base 1 to 1086 and encodes 361 amino acids. The record is from RefSeq and is a predicted model, not a curated record.
AUGGAUGUAUACAAUGCGUUCUUACAAGGUGGCCUAGUUGAGGAAGUCUAUAUGACACUACCUGAUGGUUUUUGUAUCCAGGGGGAGUCUAAGGGUAGUGAUAUAGCUAUUUUUUUGGUGUAUGUUGAUGAUCUUUUAAUCACUAGAAGUAGUGAAGUACUGAUAGCAGAACUAAAGCAUAUUUUGAAUAAGAAAUUCAAAAUGAAGGAUCUUGGAGAGUUGAAAUACUUUCUAGGAUUAGAGGUUCUAAGGUCAAAAGUUGGGAUUGUGUUGAAUCAAAGAAAGUAUGGUUUAGAGCUGAUUGAAGAAACUGGAGCAGGGGGAGCUAAACCAGCUAUGACUCCUCUAGAGCAAAACAAGAAACUUACUACAACUGAGUAUGAUGAAGCUAGACUUAUAGGCAUAUUAAUAUAUCUGACUCACACAAGACCGGAUAUCGUUUACGCAGUACAUUUCUUGAGUCAAUUCAUGCACAAACCAAAACAAUCACACCUUGAGGCUGCAUUGAGAGUGGUAAAAUACAUCAAGAAAAAUCCAGGGCAGGGGAUUUUACUAAGUGCAACAAGUGAGUGCAGGAUAUUUGCCUAUUGUGAUUCUGAUUGGGCUGUCUGUCCUAUGACCAGAAGGUAUGUUACUGGUUUUUGUGUUAAGCUUGGAAUGUCUCUGAUUUCUUGGAAGUCUAAGAAGCAUAAUACUGUUGCACGCUCUUCUGCAGAAGCAGAGUACAGAAGCAUGGUUGGAACGGCUGCAAAAAUAGUAUGGUUGAGGGGUUUAUUGGCAGAGAUGGGAUUGAAAAAUAUGGCACCAGCUAAGCUGAUGUGUGACAGUAAAGCGGCUUUACAAAUAGCAGCUAACCCAGUUUUCCAUGAGAGAACUAAACACAUUAAGAUAGACUGCCACUUUGUCAGAGAAAAUAUUCAAGAAGGCUUGAUACAGACCGAACACAUCAAGACGGGGGAGCAACAAGCAGAUCUAAUGACCAAAGCCUUGGGUGUACAUCAACAUGAAUAUAUAGUUUCCAAGUUGGGGUUUAAAGAUGUCUUUGCAACCACCAACUUGAGGGGGAGGGAAGAAACUGUUAACUAA